AUGGCAACGCCCAGCCUACAGGGAUGCCUAGUGCGGCUGGCGAACCCACAGAAGCCUACACUGAAGCCCAACAAACCUCUCUUCCUAGCUAAUAAAGUUGGAGAACGGUGCUGGGAGAAGGGCGAGGCAACAUGUAUCACAGAGAUGUCGGUGAUGAUGGCUUGCUGGAAGCAGAAUGAACUCCGCCACAGUGCAUGCAAAAAAGAGAUCCAGGACUUUUUUGAUUGCUCUUCGAAGGCUCAGGAAGCCCGAAAGAUGAAAUCAAGACAAGAGACUUUGAGAGAGUUUGGAAGUUUACCUCCCAAGAAAAUGAAUAGGUUGUUACAGAGGUUUCCUAAUAAACCGUACCUCAUAUGAAAAUAGGAAUGCAUUUUCAGUCAUUGUACUGUCAUUUCUGAGAACAU
Messenger RNA from Octodon degus (degu), 404 nucleotides. RefSeq names its product coiled-coil-helix-coiled-coil-helix domain-containing protein 1-like. Gene Ontology annotation, molecular function: RNA binding. The coding region runs from base 1 to 357 and encodes 118 amino acids. The record is from RefSeq and is a predicted model, not a curated record. Gene Ontology annotation, cellular component: mitochondrial ribosome; nucleoplasm; mitochondrion. The transcript has a single exon. Gene Ontology annotation, biological process: mitochondrial translation. Lineage: Eukaryota; Metazoa; Chordata; Mammalia; Rodentia; Octodontidae.